GCGCCCAGCCGGCUCUCAGUUUCAAUGUCAAGGGGAGCCCUGAAGAGCCAGGUUCUCUGCAUCUCUCUGCUCUGGCAUUUUCUGCAGGGCACAGUGGCUGCCUCUGUCUGGGUAUCUCAUCCAACAGGACACAUGCAGGAAGCAUCUCUUCCUUGGUCCAUUUUUAUCAGCAAUGAAACCUUUCCAAGAAUUCCCCCAGCUCACCCCUUCUCGUGUUUUUGAUCAGCAUUUGCUCGCAUGUCCACCCCUAAGCCAAUCGUAGUGAGAGGAACUGUAUUACCAAGAUGGCUGAGAAUAAUCAGGAUUUCUUCCAGAUGGGGGAAUGAGGUCCCCCUCUUUGAGCAUCUGUGGCUGCCAGGAAGCAGAUAGACCCUCUGCCGUCAAGAAAGAAGGGGUGAGAAAGAAUGAAUUUCGGAAAGGCAACCAAUGGGCCUCUGCUAAAAUUACUCAACUCUGCCACUGUAGCCUGGACACAGCCAUAAACUAUAUGAAUAGGCUGAAUCCUAUUCCAACGUGUGGAUGGGCCCCAGCUUAUUACCCACCACCCGUCAGCGGACACUCGGGUUGCUCCCACCGUUGGGCCAUCGUGAACAGCGCUGCAAUGAACGCGGUGGCCAGAUUCCUGUUCAAGUCCCCAGUUUCAUUUCUUUUAUAUCCAGAAGUGAGAUUGAUGCAUCACAUGCUGCUCUCCCUGCCACCGGAAGUGACUCCCCUCAGCAAGGCCAAGGUGGCUCACGUGUCCCAGCACCCUUUCAUCUCUGCCCUUCUCUCUCGAGUGACAGCAUGGCGUGACAUGAGGGCUCUCCAGCCAUGGCCUUGCAGCCCUCUUGGAACGUGCGCAUCGACCCCAGUAGCCUGUCCUUCAACAUGUGGAAGGAGAUCCCCAUCCCCUUCUAUCUCUCCGUCUACUUCUUUGACGUCAUGAACCCCAACGAGAUCCUGAAGGGCGAGAAGCCGCAGGUGCGGGAGCGCGGGCCCUACGUGUACAGGGAGUUCAGGCACAAGACCAACAUCACUUUCAACAACAACGACACCGUGUCCUUCCUCGAGUACCGCACCUUCCAGUUCCAGCCCUCCAAGUCCCACGGCUCGGAGAGCGACUACAUCGUCAUGCCCAACAUCCUGGUCUUGGCUGCGGCAGUGAUGAUGGAGAAUAAGCCCAUGACCCUGAAGCUCAUCAUGACCUUGGCAUUCACCACCCUUGGCGAACGUGCUUUCAUGAACCGCACUGUGGGCGAGAUCAUGUGGGGCUACAAGGACCCUCUUGUGAACCUCAUCAACAAGUACUUUCCAGGCAUGUUCCCCUUCAAGGACGAGUUCGGAUUAUUUGCCGAGCUCAACAACUCCGACUCUGGGCUCUUCACGGUGUUCACGGGGGUCCAGAACAUCAGCAGGAUCCACCUUGUGGACAAGUGGAACGGGCUGAGCAAGGUUGACUUCUGGCAUUCCGAUCAAUGCAACAUGAUCAAUGGAACUUCUGGGCAAAUGUGGCCGCCCUUCAUGACUCCUGAGUCCUCGCUGGAGUUCUACAGUCCUGAGGCCUGCCGAUCCAUGAAGCUAAUGUACAAGGAGUCAGGGGUGUUUGAAGGCAUCCCCACCUAUCGCUUCGUGGCUCCCAAAACCCUGUUUGCCAACGGAUCCAUCUACCCUCCCAACGAAGGCUUCUGCCCGUGCCUGGAGUCUGGAAUUCAGAAUGUCAGCACCUGCAGGUUCAGUGCCCCCUUGUUUCUCUCCCAUCCUCACUUCCUCAACGCCGACCCGGUUCUGGCAGAAGCGGUGACUGGCCUGCACCCUAACCAGGAGGCACACUCCUUGUUCCUGGACAUCCACCCGGUCACGGGAAUCCCCAUGAACUGCUCUGUGAAACUGCAGCUGAGCCUCUACAUGAAAUCUGUCGCAGGCAUUGGACAAACUGGGAAGAUUGAGCCGGUGGUCCUGCCGCUGCUCUGGUUUGCAGAGAGCGGGGCCAUGGAGGGGGAGACACUUCACACAUUCUACACCCAGCUGGUGUUGAUGCCCAAGGUGAUGCACUAUGCCCAGUACGUCCUCCUGGCGCUGGGCUGCGUCCUGCUGCUGGUCCCUGUCAUCUGCCAAAUCCGGAGCCAAGUAGGUGCUGGCCAGAGGGUGGCCCGGGCUGACAGCCAUUCGCUUGCCUGCUGGGGGAAAGGGGCCUCAGAUCGGACCAUCUGGCCAACCGCAGCCUGGAGCCCACCUCCAGCAGCAGUCCUGCGUCUCUGCCGGAGUGGGAGUGGCCACUGCUGGGGGCUGUGCCGCACGCUUGCGUCUUUUGCAUGCCGCGUUGCCACUACUCUGCCUGUUCUGGAAGGCCUGGGACCCUCCCUUGGAGGGGGUGCAGGUGGGCUUUGAGUAAUGAGACCUGGUACUUGCAUCAUUCAUUCAUCAAGUCAGCACCCGGGGAUGCCAGGUUCUGUUAGGGGCGAGGGGACGUACAGCAGUGGAGGAGACAGCUGAGGUCUCUGCUCAGGGGGAUUGAGGGGGGCUGGUAUUCCAGCCGGGGAGACAGAUGAAAACCAAGUAAAUCAGCAGAAAAGAUAAUUUCACUCAUUAUAGGAGAUAUGAGGGGUUAGAGCCAAAUAGAAAUACAGCGUGAGCUACGUGUGAGGUUUUCAGUUUAAAUUUUCUAAUAGCCACUUAACAGUCAAAGGAAACAGGUGGAAUUAAUUUUAAUGUUAUUUAACCCAAAUAUAUGCAAAGUAUUAUCACUUCAACAUGUAAUCAGUAUAAACGGUGUCAAUAUUUUUGCAGUGUUUUUGCAUGAAGUCUUUGAAAUCCUGUGUGUACGAUACAUGUGCAUCAGGUCUCGUUUUGGACUGGCCCCGUUUCGAGAGCUCACCAGCUGAAUGCAGCUUCCAGACUGGACAGUGCAUGUCUGGGGCAAGUGGGGACAAGGACAGAUGGAGCUUCAGGAAGGCCUCUCUGAAGAGGUAGAUAGUGAGCUUUGAUGUGGAGGCCAGGGAGGCACUCAGCCCACAGCCACAUGAGGAAUGCUGCCUGGAGCGGCCACUGCAAAGGCCCUGCGGCAGGGACAGGCAAGGUACAUCGGAGGGUCAGGCAGGGCCAGGGUGGCUGGAGGGGAGUGAGGGUAGGGACAGAGAUAGGAGGUGGUGUCUGAGAGUGGACGGGGCAGGCCGCCCAGGGCCUCGUGGUGCAGAGUGAGCAGUUUGGAACUGAUUCUGGGAGUGACAGAGCCGUUGGAGGCUUUUAAAGAGGGGAAUCACUAGGUCAGCUGCUGGCUGGGGAAUGGGCCCUGGGCUGGGAGGGGUGGAAGCCUGGGCCUAGCGGGGAGGCCCCAGUGGGUGAGGAAGUCGGUGGCUCGAACAGGAUGGGGCAGCUGCUAUCAGGAGGGAAUGGAAGCAGGGAAGAGCUCCAGCCCUGGGCUUCAGACCUCCAGAAGCGGCAGGAAGAGGGGUGAUAACAGUGCCCCUCCUUGCUUCGGGGUCAUUUAUUUAUUCAUUCAUGCAUUCACUGCAAGGCCUUUGCACAGGUCAGGGGAUGCAGAAAUGACCAGAACAUGAGAUCUGUAGCAAAGAUGGGCAAGGCAGGCCUUUAGGCAAGUUACUACAGUCACACGAAGGACAGGAGAGCUGUGAUCACAGAGCUCAAGGGGCAGUGGAGAUGGGCGAGUGGCUGCCAUGGCAGGGGAAGGGAUGCUGUCCACUGGCAGGGCAUCAGGAAAGGCUGUUUUUGGAUGCAUGGACCAGAAAGCCACUCUCUGAGGUGGCCCCCACCUGCGUCAUCCUAGGGCCACAGGCCGAGGCCUUCUGAGGGGCCUUGGGGCCGCCCCGCUGCUCUGCUGGUCUUGGCUCCUCUGCAGCACCUGCUUCCUUUAGCACUGGUGAAUGAUUCUUCCUCUUCCCGUCUCUCAGGGAAGCCUUGCCUGCUUCCAUGCUUGCAUGCUGGAUGAGAAUAAAGCAUUCUUGGUUCUUCACCUUGGCUUUCAGACCUGAAACCCGACUUCCUUUCAA
This is a messenger RNA of Nomascus leucogenys (northern white-cheeked gibbon), 3986 nucleotides long. RefSeq names its product scavenger receptor class B member 1. Gene Ontology annotation, molecular function: lipid binding; low-density lipoprotein particle binding; scavenger receptor activity. Bases 811 to 2367 code for a protein of 518 amino acids. The transcript has 14 exons. Gene Ontology annotation, biological process: cholesterol import; cholesterol efflux; recognition of apoptotic cell. Gene Ontology annotation, cellular component: cytoplasm; caveola. NCBI's taxonomy places the organism in Eukaryota, Metazoa, Chordata, Mammalia, Primates, Hylobatidae. The record is from RefSeq and is a predicted model, not a curated record.